UUAUUUCUAUUUUUCUAUAUUACCUAACAAAAACAAAAACUCAACACAUAACAAAUAAUCAAAUUCCUUAAACUCACUCCUAUUAUCAUAGGUAACACUUUUUAAUAAUCUUCAUUCUUUCAUUCAUAAAAACAAUAAAAGAAAAACAAAACAAGAACAAAAAAAGAUGCAUAGGAAAACAGAUUCAGAAGGAACAAGCUUAGCAACAUCAUCACCGACAAGAUCACCACCACGAAGACCAAUCUACUAUGUUCAAAGUCCAUCAAGAGAUUCACACGAUGAAAAAACUGUCACAAAUUCAUUCCAUUCAACGCCUGUUCUUAGUCCUGUUGCUUCACCUCCUCACUCUUCAUCUUCCACUAAUUUCUCUUCUCAAACACGCAAAAAGCAUCAUCAUCAACAUCAUCAUAAUCAUAGUCAUAAGCCAUGGAAGCAAAUUGAUGUGAUUGAAGAAGAGGGUCUUCUUGAGAGAGAAGAUCGGAGUGGCUCUUUUCCUCGGAGAUGUUACUUUCCUGCUUUUGUUGUUGGGUUUCUGCUUUUGUUUUCGUUGUUUUCGGUUAUUCUUUGGGGUGCUAGUAGACAUAUGAAGCCUAAGAUUGUUGUCAAGAGCAUAAAGUUUGAUCAUGUUAGGGUUCAAGCUGGUUCAGAUUCAACUGGGGUGGCCACUGAUAUGAUCACAAUGAAUUCUACUUUGAAAUUCACAUACCGCAACACUGGCACUUUCUUUGGAGUCCAUGUUUCAGCUACACCCUUGGAACUGUCCUAUUCAGAUAUAACUAUUGCUUCAGGGAAUAUGAAGGAGUUUCAUCAAUCUAGGAAGAGUCAAAGGUUAGUGAGUGUGACAGUGACAGGUAACAAGAUUCCUUUAUAUGGAAGUGGUGCUAGUCUUAGCAGCACAACAGGCACUCCUACAUUGCCAGUGCCAUUGAACCUUAACUUUGUCCUUAGAUCAAGAGCUAAUGUGCUUGGGAAAUUGGUGAAGCCCAAAUACUACAAGAGGAUUCAAUGUUCCAUCACUUUGGAUCCUAAGAAACUUGGUGCUCCAAUUUCCCUCAAGAAAUCUUGCAAAUAUUAUUGAUGCAUGUGAAAGGGACACAAGUGUAAAAGUAUUAUUGGAAAAAAACAAAUGAUUAUUAUUUGAUUUAAUGGAUUAAGAGAUUCUUUUAAGAUGUGGAUGGAAGUGAUGGGAAUACAGCUCACAAUGAAGGAUGAUUAGGACAUGUUUUUGGGCUUUGAAUUAUGCAAUGACAAAGACAAAGACCAUGUUGGUUUCUUUAGGGAAAUGUGAGUUGUGAUGUGAGUUGUGAUGUGAGUUCUCAUUAUAUGAAGACAUUUCUUUUUUUUUUUGUAUGUUGUAUUUUAAUAAUUUGUCCCAUUUUGAUUAAAUUGAUCUAAAAAUGAGAAGUAAUAUGAAAUUUUAUUCAAUGUUAA
Messenger RNA from Cicer arietinum (chickpea), 1431 nucleotides. RefSeq lists its product as uncharacterized. Lineage: Eukaryota; Viridiplantae; Streptophyta; Magnoliopsida; Fabales; Fabaceae. Gene Ontology annotation, cellular component: plasma membrane. The record is from RefSeq and is a predicted model, not a curated record. Gene Ontology annotation, biological process: defense response to other organism.